This is a messenger RNA of Ctenocephalides felis (cat flea), 2376 nucleotides long. RefSeq names its product biotin--protein ligase-like. Gene Ontology annotation, biological process: protein modification process. Bases 154 to 2376 code for a protein of 740 amino acids. Gene Ontology annotation, molecular function: biotin--[biotin carboxyl-carrier protein] ligase activity. The transcript is spliced from 12 exons. The record is from RefSeq and is a predicted model, not a curated record. Gene Ontology annotation, cellular component: cytoplasm. Lineage: Eukaryota; Metazoa; Arthropoda; Insecta; Siphonaptera; Pulicidae.
ACUUCACUCUCAGAAAGCACUUUUAAUCGGUUUGAGGAUUUAAAACUAUUAAUAGAGGCUCAGCUAAAGGAAUAUAAUGGACAACAAUUUGAAAAACUCGAUUUGCAGCAUUAUGGAUCACUAAUUGCAUGGCAUUUUGAUAAAACCUUCUGCAUGGUUCUGUCUUCCACAUUGCAACAGUUGACAGAACUUGCUCAGAAAUUUUUAAAAGGAGACAUUUACAUAAAUGGAGGCAUGGAAUUACUGAGAAUAGAAACUGUUGAUGUUGAUGGAAAACCAAAAAGCAUUCAAAGCAAUGACCGAACAAGACAAUGCAUCUUGCAAAAUGUAUUAAACACUGAUAAUCUACUACUACAUGCCUCUAUGUUUAAGGAGCUUAGUGACAAUACUUAUGAUAUAGAGAGUAAUGUUAAGCUCAAAGAUGAAGUAGAAUGUGUAGAAUUGCAAAAUGAUUUGUCUAGUACGAGCCAACAAAUGAAACAGGUGGAAGAACAUGAAAAAGUUGUCCCAGAACCUGCACCUGUUCAAGAGACCAAAACGAGUAUACUUAAACAUGAAGAAGUACAGGAUGUUAAAAAGCCUUUAAUUGCCAAACCUUCAGACAGAUUUAAAGUUAGUAAAACGACUCUAAAUGAACCACUUACAUCUAGUCCAAAAAUCCUUAAAAAUGGAACUCAUAGAUCUACAAUACUCCCAGAACCAGUUUUAACCAUAAGAGAUUUAGAACAAAGGCCUAUACAGACUGAUGAAGAAAUUAGAUCUCAAAGUAUUUCGAAAAUGACAGGGUCACCAAAAUCGGUCACUUUCAAGAGCCAAGUGGAAAUAUCUGAUGAAACACUUGAAUUAAGGAAAUAUGCAGGAAAGAUUAAACCACCAAAUAUAUUGGUGUUUUCUGAAAGUUUGGUAGCUGUUGAUAAUGUCAAGAGUGCUCUGAAGAGUAUAUUGCAGAAAAAUAAAUAUACAAUAUAUACUCUAACUAAACCACAAGUCAUGACGGACACUUGGAUGGACAAUGCUUUGCUAGUCAUAGUUUGCGGAACCGUUUCUUCAGAUGUUGCUCCUAGAUUAUUGAAUUAUUUACUAAAAGGUGGAAAACUGCUGUGUUUGUGUUCAGAUUUGAUACAUACAGUGCUUCCCACGUACAAAACUGCAGAGGUACGCGAGCACGAGCUUGUCCGUUUCUCUUAUGGCAGAUGGCAAAAUGUUCGAAUGAUGCAUCAUAUAUUUUGUUAUCAGGCUUCACCAGCACGAAAGCAUUUCAUGCAUGAUUCCAUUGAAGAAAAUAAUCAAUCUCAAGGAAGUUCUUCUGUUCAACCACGAGCUCCGUCCUCAAUAGAAGUUCGUGAUUCUUAUGGACGACCUCAUAAGUUAUCGGUUGAGGUUUUGGGUGCAGAAGAAACAUGGCACACGCCUAGUUUAUUGUUGGCCACAGCACUGCCCGAUCAGAAUAAUAAAUUGAGUGCAUCUUCCAUUGGAAGAGCUGUUUUUAGUCAGGUACAUUUGGAAGUGGAUCCCACACAGUAUGAAUCAGAAGAAGCAAAGUAUUCAGUUUUGAAGGAAAGCAAUGAAGCUCGUUUGGAAAUUUUAAGAGAUAUUUUAGGCAGACACCUAAACCUUCAGUGUUCUGAGAAUAAGGCUGAUUCUAUCAAGUCUCCGGUUGAAAGUUACACGCAUGCCUUCUUUUUGGGCAGACAUGAGUUAAAACUGUCUCUGCUUAAAUUUCUGGAAUCAAUGAUGGAUUCCAACCAAUCACUCAAAACAUCCAAAUUGACGCUGAGAUUUUGUGGUUUAGGUGAAACCCCACCUCCAGCCACGCAAUAUAUGUUGCCGAUCAGAGUACAUUCCUGUCCAGAUAAUUUUAGUACAAUUGAAUACUUUGGUAAUUUGAAGUCUGAACAUGUGGGGCGGUUGGUUAUCUAUUCAUCAGUCAUGACUAGUUCUCAGGACGUUUUAUCUGGUGUAAAACUUCAACAUGGUAUUGUAGUUAUACCAAGAUUCCAAACUAAGGGUUCGGGUCGCUCCGCAAAUCAAUGGUUAUCUCCCGAUGGUUGUGCUAUGUUUUCAGUUCAACUACAUGUGCCAUCUGAUUCACCACUAGGGCAACGAGCACCAGUAGUUCAGCAUUUGGUGGCUACAGCCGUAGUAUCAGCCGUUUUAUCACAGCCUGGAUAUGAGGACCUUGAUAUUGGUCUGAAAUGGCCAAAUGACAUAUAUGCUCAUGGUGCAGUAAAAAUUGGUGGCCUUGUUGUAACCAGCACUUUAGAUUCGGACAUCACUGUUUGUAAUGUGGGUUGUGGAGUAAAUUUGGAUAAUAGUGAUCCAACUACUUGUAUAAACGAUGUUAUUAAAAAGGUUUGUUAUAAACAAAUUACAUAA